AUGAAGAAAUACAAUUUUGUUUGUAAUGCUAUUUUGCAUGUAUAUCACUGCGGCACUUACGUUAGAUUGCUAGAUAUUGCUACAUUAUGUGCUGAGGUAACCUCAUACAGUAGCGGUCUUAACGGUGAAUGGAUGGGGGUAUUGCGUGCUCUUUGCUGCUCACCAAGUUCAAAUUUUGGCUUCACUGAAUUAUUGACGCAACUGGAAAUUUCAGAUAGCAGAUCAGCGGACAAUAUUGCCAUGUUUACCGCUGUUUUAAUUUCGAGGCACUGUUUCUCUUUAGAAGAGUUAUUAAGACUUGUUAUUUUACCACCGCUUCAUGACACACGCACUUCUCGUUCAAUUAAUCAACACUUCAAAAUUGGCGCUGGAGCUCGUUUAAGUUGCCAUCUCUUGCUGAGGCUAUUAGAGAAACCAUCGCAUGAGGUCAAUAGUUACGUAGACUAUAAUAGCGGAGAACUGGUUUUGAAGUCAUGGGAUAGAAGCUUACUAUCUACUUGGCAUCAUACCUUAGAUUUGAACUACAUCUACAUUGUUUUGAAGACUAUGGCAGCUAUGGUUGAUUCUAAUAAAGAUAAUAAUAGCAAAGACAUAUUUAAUUUUACGACAAAUAUGGGAAUAUUAGAUGAACCAGAUACUACUUGCGCUAAUCUUGCGUUAAACGUUCUAAAAUCAAUUUGUGCUCAGCCUUUAAUUCAACAACAUGUUCUUUGUAAUCUGCGAGACUGUUGUUCUAAGGAAUUUCUAUUAGAUUCAAUGUUGACAAAGCGUCAGGCCAUCUACCUACAAUAUCUGCUGUGCUGUGCUGACAGUAUUACUUUCGACCCUUCUGAUAUUGAUACUGAUAUUAAUAAAGAAGAUGUGCUCAAUCUAUUAAAGGAUAUUAAUCAAUGGUCACUAAGAACAACUUGGCUUGAGAUCGAAUUACAUAUCAAGCUCUGUACGCGCAAUGAAGAGCGGACGCGAAUUAUAGACAACUUAGCGGAAGCAAUUAUAAAAGUAUACCAAACUUCCAAUAUCACUAAGUGCGCUUCUAGAUCAGACAUGUCGGCCAUCUUAUCACAAGAAGGAAAUAUCUCUUUAAUUGCUCCUUUCGUAGCGAAAUUAUCCAAUUUUGCUCAGGGUCAUAUUCUAAAAGCAGCUGGAGAAGUAUUGGAAAGAUCAAAAUGGUGGUUACCGGACGAUGACAAUCCCUGUACUUUGAACCAAAAGCCUUUCCUUUCUCUAAUAUUAACUUGCUUACGCUGCCAAGAUGAACAUAAAAGGUGCUUUUUAUCUUCCAUUCAAAAGCAAUUUCAACAAUUCUUGCGUUCGCCGAUUGAGGAAAGAAUGCCUGAUAAUCUUAAACAGAGAGAAUUCUUAAACGAUGCCAUUCAUUUGCGCCUUAGUUUGAUCGGAGCUGUAUUCGAUACUAUAUUACGUGAUCUAACGCUAUGCAAAGAUUGGAUACGCCUAAUGUUGCAAUUUAUAGCCUCCGGAACAAUAGAUCUAUUCAGCGAAGACAAACAACUGCUGAGUUCUAUCUUGGAUAUGCUAUCAGUAUUAAUAAGUACCUUGAACGUAUCAGAAAGUGUACCGUCAAUGAGUGAUGAGGCUAGAAAAGUAAAUGCAUCGCUGGUUAAGAAAUUCAGGAAGGAGUUGGAUGGAAUUAAUUCCCCUGUGGUGAGGGAAUGUAAGAAAUUGUUUUCGCUUGAAACUCCGCCAGUUAAUGUUAUUUCCGUUUCGAGUGAAACUGACGAUACUUGCUAUCAAAAUGAGUUGUUUAAGACGGUCGCAGUGGAUCAUUCUGUGCAUGUAAAUAAUUGGGACAUUCUAGAAAGUACCAAAUUCUCUUCUCCUACUUUAUGGUCAUACUUUGCUGGUGUUAAAGUUGAUAGGAAGCCAUUGACGUACGAAAAUCAGUUUUUUUCGACUAUGCAACAUAGUCAUAUGAUAGAAGAAUCUCCAGUCUUUUACUUGCCAACUAAAGAAUUAGAAAUUAAUCCGUUACCCUCUGCUAAACCAACUACAAGUAAAACUGUAAAAAAUCGUACCAGUAAUGCCAAGACAGCUGUACCAAAGGAAAUAACGCCUCCUUCAUCUGUAAUUAAACCAGAGGUAAAAGCAACAAAAGCUGCUCCUGGUAAGCGUCAGCGUAGGCGUUCUACGAUUAAAGAAAAAGAAGAAAAGCGCACUACACCCUCUACUAUUACGGUCACGAAUACGAUUUCGAAGACUACUGCAGCUGAUUCUAUGCGUGAUAGACAAUAUCUUGCUAUUGGAUCAUCGUCGGGAACUGCUCGUAGCAAUGCCACACAAAAUAAUGAAGGCUUUCAAUCACUAAUUUCCAAGCAAGUGAAAGUAUCUCAACCUGUUUCAUCUUAUACUAUUUCUGAUCGAUCUCAAUCUGAAACUAGAGCCCCUAGAAAGAAUUCGGGGACUCAAUUAAGAGAUUUAUUGGGGGAUAUGCCAACUGCGAUGGUGUAUCCUGAAGCUCCAAAUGUUGGCCGUUCUCAAAUGCAAACAACGAUGGUAACUUCUGCGUCUGAUUAUUCCAGCUUUCAAUCAAUGAAUAAUAAUACUAUUGCUAAUAUAAAUCAGGGAAUAGACAGUAGUUUUAGUGAUACAUUAAAUAUAGCAAGUCACUCAGAUAACUUAUCUCAACGAUCGCUGCAGCAAGGUAUGACAUCGUCAUUAAUGGACAAUAAUUCGAUGGUUGAUAAUCAGAUUUCAACCAAUUUUAUGAGUACUCGCAUGCCAGUUAAUCGUUCUGCCGGCAGGAUGUCUCAGAAUUUAAUUAACUCUAAUAGCCAGCAAUCACGAUCUAAUGACGUUUUACGUCGACUUAAUAAGUUUAAUGGUCAUCAAUCUCAUUAUCGUUAG
Trichoplax adhaerens is the source of this 2862-nucleotide messenger RNA. RefSeq lists its product as uncharacterized. Gene Ontology annotation, biological process: regulation of transcription by RNA polymerase II. The record is from RefSeq and is a predicted model, not a curated record. Gene Ontology annotation, molecular function: transcription coactivator activity. Gene Ontology annotation, cellular component: mediator complex. The transcript is spliced from 14 exons. Bases 1 to 2862 code for a protein of 953 amino acids. NCBI's taxonomy places the organism in Eukaryota, Metazoa, Placozoa, Uniplacotomia, Trichoplacea, Trichoplacidae.